CUGAGCCUGACCAGCCCUAAUGGUCCUGGAGAGGCCAGUGUUGGGGGCCUCUGUUAGGGUUCCAGGCUCUCUAGAGUCUCAGAAGAUGCCUCCAGAAGCCGCUGGUCUCAAGUCAGGGUAGCCAUGGUAUACUGGGCACAGGAGACACACAGUUGCCUGAGCCCUGGCCCAUGCUCAGGCUAUGCUCCUGUGGUGGAACCCAGACAGAUGGUGAAUGCAGACCUGGAGGAGGCAGGGAGCGCAGGCAAAAGUAGUCAGAAAGGCCAGACUCCACCCAAAAGCCCAGAUACACAGCGGAGGGCAGGCGAGAGCUGGGCCUGGACACUAGAUGGUGGGCAGGGGGUGCUGGGCAGCCCCCCAGGCCUGAGGGCAAGUGAGAUGGAGCUGGGCUGCCUCCUGACCUGCUGUGCAGCCUGGGAGAGGCCAGUUCCCUCUCUGGGACCCGUCCAGCCCCAGGGACAAUCAGGGAUUCAGACCUCAAGCCUCAGGGGGAACAAUGGAGCCGUUGAAGGCCCUCCCCCCGCAUUGUGCUUGGUAGUGAGAGGUGGCCCUGGGUCAGUCUGGCUGGGUACGCACUCUCAGGAGGGCUGGUGUCCAGCCAGCCAUCAGGUAGAAGAGCUCAGAAGGCCUUGUUUCCUGGCCUGGAAAAGGUUGAGCUCCUGCUCGUGGCCUGCAGGUCCCGUCCCCCGUCCCUAUGACCAACAUGAGCUGGAGCUUCCUGACACGGCUGCUGGAAGAGAUCCACAACCACUCCACGUUCGUGGGCAAGGUAUGGCUCACGGUGCUGGUGGUCUUCCGCAUCGUGCUCACGGCCGUGGGCGGCGAGUCCAUCUACUCCGAUGAACAGACCAAGUUCACGUGCAACACGCGGCAGCCAGGCUGCGACAACGUCUGCUACGAUGCCUUCGCACCCCUGUCCCACGUGCGCUUCUGGGUUUUCCAAAUAGUGGUCAUCUCCACGCCCUCUGUCAUGUACCUGGGCUAUGCGGUGCACCGCCUGGCCCGCGCCUCUCAGGACGAGCGCCGCCGCGCCUCUCGCCGCCGCCCGAGCCGUCGAGUGCCCCGCACACCACUGCCAUUGCCCCCGCCGCCCCAUCCGGGCUGGCCUGAUCCCGCUGACCUGGGUGAGGAGGAGCCCAUGCUGGGCCUGGGCGAAGAGGAUGAGGAGCCAGGGGCGGGUGAGGGCCUGGGUGAGGAAGACGAGGCUGAGGACGGGGGUACAGCCAAGGGCGCUGGAGGGGACACAAAGGCGGCAGGGGCCCCGGGCCCAGCAGGGCAGCAUGACGGGCGGCGUCGCAUCCAGCGCGAGGGACUGAUGCGCGUGUACGUGGCCCAGCUGGUGGCGCGGGCUGCCUUCGAGGUGGCCUUCCUGGUGGGCCAGUACCUGCUGUAUGGCUUCGAGGUGCGGCCCUUCUUCGCAUGCAGCCGCCAGCCCUGCCCGCACGUGGUCGACUGCUUCGUGUCACGGCCCACCGAGAAGACGGUCUUCCUGCUGGUCAUGUACGUGGUCAGCUGCCUCUGCCUGCUCCUCAAUCUCUGCGAGAUGGCGCACCUGGGCCUGGGCAGCGCGCAGGACGCUGUGCGCGGCCGGCGACCCCCGCCCACCACCCCCGGCCCGGCCCCGCGCCAGCCGCCCUGCGCGCUCCCCGCCGCGCCCUCGGGCCUGGCCUGCCCGCCUGACUACAGCCUGGUGGUGCGCGCAGCCGAGCGCGCACGCGCCCACGACCAGGACCUGGCCAGCCUGGCGCUGCAGGCGCUGCAGGACCGGCGUGCGCUCGGGGACCUCGACGGCCCACCCGGCCCCGCCCUUCCAGCUGCCGCCCAGGAACCCCCUAGGGCCGGCGCGCCCGCCUCCGGGUCCGGCAGUGCCACCUCCGGAGGCACGGCUGGGGGCCAGGGCCGGCCAGGCGCCAAACCCAGGGUGGGCUCAGAGAAGGGCAGUGCGAGCAGCAGCAGGGAGGGUAAGACCACCGUGUGGAUCUGAGGCCCCGUCCUGGCUGCUCUCCCUCCUCCCGCCACACCAGGGAGGGGGGUGAGGUGCUCUAGGGGAAGGAUGUGGGCUGGACACCUAAGGGGCAGAACACCUACCUUCCUCCUCCUCAGCUGGCUGCCCCUCACCUCGUGACAGGGUGGGGGGUGGGGUGGGGGCGUGGGUACCAGCCUGCCCUGCAUCACUGUGCUUCUGCACCUGAGCCUCAUCUCCAUCUAGGGUCGGGUGGGACAGGCAGGCCUGGGACCCAUGAAGGGUCCCCAGCUCUGAUCCAUAAACCCUGACAGGUGAAUGGGACUGUGGCUGGGGCAUUGCCUCCCACCCACCACCCCAGGGCCACCCAGCUAGCCACCUCAGGACAAAAAUGUUGGCCAGGUGGGAGCUCUGCCCCCUCCACCCCUGCUUCCCUUCAGCAGCCCAUGUGUGACUGCCAGGGGUGCCUGGCCUGUGUAUAGGAGAGUGCCGUGCUUGUCCCCACUCCCUGCCCAGCAAAUGGGGCUCCUUUCCUAGAAACCACGCUCCUCUAGCCCACUUUCUGCUUCUUGCGGAGCUGGAAGAAAUGCCAGGUCUUUCUUGUACAGAAAGGAAAACAGAGAGCAGGGUAGGCAGAGGCCCCUGGGCCCAGCCCAGGUCUACACUGCCUCCUGCCUCAUCUGCACUAAGCCCCAGAACAUGAGCUGCCAGGUGGGGCUGCACCCUGCUUCCUGCUCCCUGCCCACACAGAUUUGGGGCUCAGGCCCUGGAGGGUGUGGAUGGGACCAUGCCCUCUCCAGCUUCUGCACUGGCCUGGCGUGGCCCCUUCCUCUGGGACAUACUUGAAGUUCCGAAAAGACAUUGGCCCCCUCGCCACGCUGACAAACAGGAUGGUGGUCAGAGGCUGCGGCUUUGGCCAUGCUGGGGGAAGGGGUUCUGAGGCUCCCACCACAGCCCCUCUGCCCUCUAGCCCCAUCUCCAAUUCAGACACAGCCUCUAAAACAAAGAGAGUAAAAUAAAACUAACUUUUGUUUACAA
This is a messenger RNA of Camelus dromedarius (Arabian camel), 3001 nucleotides long. RefSeq names its product gap junction protein gamma 2 (gene GJC2). The coding region runs from base 695 to 1984 and encodes 429 amino acids. NCBI's taxonomy places the organism in Eukaryota, Metazoa, Chordata, Mammalia, Artiodactyla, Camelidae. Gene Ontology annotation, biological process: cell-cell signaling. The record is from RefSeq and is a predicted model, not a curated record. Gene Ontology annotation, molecular function: gap junction channel activity. Gene Ontology annotation, cellular component: connexin complex. The transcript is spliced from 2 exons.